AUGCCUCCGUCGCAGCAAGAGCUCAAACAACAAAACCGAGAAGAUCUAUAUGAAGCCGGAAUGUCUCCUGAUGCUGUUGACGGACUUAUUGAUAUUGUGCCUGAUUUUGAUAGUUUAAGAACUUUGAGCCCAAUUGAAACGCUUGAAUUUCUAGUGGAUCUUAAUAUAGAAGUGAAUAAUUAUAUGAGAAAUCAAACACAAAAAGAUCAAGACAUCUAUGCCAAAUAUUCUGAAAAGAAAGCGAAGGAAGCGGAGGCUCAGUUCCAAAAACAACUUGAUGGACUUAAGAAAUGA
Messenger RNA from Caenorhabditis remanei, 294 nucleotides. RefSeq lists its product as uncharacterized. Bases 1 to 294 code for a protein of 97 amino acids. NCBI's taxonomy places the organism in Eukaryota, Metazoa, Nematoda, Chromadorea, Rhabditida, Rhabditidae. The record is from RefSeq and is a predicted model, not a curated record. The transcript is spliced from 2 exons.